UCUGUCAAUCCACUAAAAUCGUAAUCAAUAUUCUUUUCCUAGUCAAUCCUCACAAAAACCCACGUGAAAACUUCCAGUUGUUUCCCCAAUUUCCUCUUGAAGAAUCCAGAAAACAAUUUUUACUUUUUUCUGGAAGAGAGUUCAACUGUUAUACCUCUAAUUUUAUUGGGUUGUAUUAAUUUAUUGGGUUGUCCUUAUCGAAAGAGUUCAAUUGUUAUAUUACUAAUUUUAUUGAGCCGUCCGCGGAGCAAUUGUGCAUUGAUGUGUAUUAGUUUAGCUUACAUAUCGGUAAUUGAUGUCAGUUUCUUGUGGAAUACCUAUUUCCCCAACUUUCGCUUGAACAAUCCAGGACAAUUUUAGGUUCAGUGGUAAUACCACUGAUUAUAUUGAGUCGUUCUUGUAGCAAUUGUACAUUGUUAUGUAUUAGUUUGAGUUCAUAUAUCAUAAUUGAUUCCCCGAACUUUUUCUUGAAGAAUCAAGAAAACAAUUUUACAUUCUUUAUUUUGAUAGAAGAGUGAAUAGUGUUAGACCAUUAAUUUUAUUUGUACCAAUUGCACGUUAUUGUGUAUUAGUUGAGCUCAUUAAUGUCAGUUUCUUGCGGAGUUGAGUGUGUUUUGGUAGUUGGUUGCCUCCGUUGGGCAUGGAAGCGCUGCACAUACAUUGGUAAUGACGACAGUGCAACAUGGCCAGAAGCAACCUACGAGGAAUUCGAACCAGUUCCUCGCAUCUGCCGUACAAUUCUAGCUGUAUAUGAACCAAAUCUUCAUAACCCCAAGUUCCCGCCCCCAGGCGGGUACCGGUUAAACCCAGAUUGGGUCAUUAAACGGGUCACAUAUGAACAAACCUGUGGCCACGCGCCACCGUAUUUGAUUUACUGUGAUCAUGAACACCAGGAGAUUGUGCUGGCAAUUCGAGGUUUGAAUUUGCUGAAUGAAAGUGAUUAUAAAGUUUUGUUGGAUAAUAGGUUAGGGAAGCAAAUGUUUGAUGGAGGGUAUGUACAUCAUGGGUUGUUGAAAUCUGCUAUUUGGGUUUUGAAUAACGAGUCCGAGACUUUGAAGAAGCUUUGGAUUGACAAUGGGAGGUGCUACAAAAUGAUAUUUGCCGGGCAUUCUUUGGGUUCUGGUGUGGUGUCCUUGCUAACAAUAAUUGUGGUGAAUCGUAAAGAUAGGUUAGGGGGAAUUCCAAGGAAUCUUGUCAGGUGUUAUGCAGUUGCACCAGCAAGAUGUAUGUCACUCAACUUGGCUGUUAAGUAUGCUGAUGUAAUACACUCAGUCAUAUUGCAGGAUGAUUUCCUGCCAAGAACAGCUACACCACUCGAAGACAUAUUUAAGUCCAUCUUCUGUUUACCCUGCCUGAUAUUUUUGAUAUGCUUGAGAGAUACCUUCAUCCCUGAGGGUAGAAAACUCCGAGAUCCAAGAAGACUUUAUGCGCCUGGCCGAAUGUAUCACAUUGUAGAAAGAAAAUUUUGCAGAUGUGGGAGGUACCCUCCAGAUGUUAGAACUGCAAUUCCAGUUGAUGGAAGAUUUGAACAUAUCGUGUUGUCAUGCAAUGCAACAUCUGAUCACGGAAUUAUUUGGAUAGAAAAAGAAUCUGAAAAGGCAUUUGCAAGACUUAAGGAGGCUAGUGCAGAGACUACCACUACUCCCCCAAAAGUGCAGAAAAUUGUAAGGCUGAAGACACUAGAAAAAGAACACAAGGAUGCACUUGAAAGAGCGGUCAGUUUAAAUAUACCACAUGCUGUGGGCGUAGAUGAAGAAGAACCCUCAACACAGAAAGAGGAAGAACCCAUGGAGGAUAUACCUUUUGAGGAAUGUAAAGAAUAUGGCGAAGAUGCAUCCACAAGCAAAACCCAAGGACGUGAUGCGAGAACUAACUGGAAUGAAGUAGUUGAGAAGCUUUUCAAAAGAGACAUAACUGGGAAAUUACGAUUAAUGAGAGAAACAACUGAUCCCGAGUAGCAACUCUGUUCCAAGGUGAUUUUUCUCUCUUUUGUUUAUAAUUGUUGUAUGUUUGAUAAAGAAUCAGUUUCAACAACUCAUAAUUCUUUUGUACCAAUAGCCUUGUACAAUUUCUUCUUUUUGUAUGUCAACCAUAAUUAAUGUACAAUCUGCAGCCCCAUCAAAAGUGUGGUUGCAAAUUCUUUUGUGCUAUAGUCCUCGUGGAAUUAUGUUGAUGAAUUCAUGAGGUUCAUUUGA
This is a messenger RNA of Capsicum annuum, 2195 nucleotides long. RefSeq lists its product as uncharacterized. Lineage: Eukaryota; Viridiplantae; Streptophyta; Magnoliopsida; Solanales; Solanaceae. The transcript is spliced from 6 exons. Bases 585 to 1958 code for a protein of 457 amino acids. The record is from RefSeq and is a predicted model, not a curated record. Gene Ontology annotation, biological process: lipid catabolic process.